AUAUUUCAUACACGGUUGCAAAUUUUAUGUAAAAAAAUUUAUAUUUUUGUCAAAAUUAAAACAAGCAAAACAUUGGCAUUUAAUACUAAUAUUAGUUAGUGAUUUUCAAAACACAUGGAAAUUAUUUACAUUUAUAAAGUGGCGCCUCAAAAUAAGAAUCCAAAAUAAAAAAAACAUUCAUAUUUGGAAAAAUUUAAAGAAUGUCCGAAUCUGGGGAUUAUGACAAUAUUGCGAGUGAUGAUGAUUUGAAGCCAGAUUUAAUCGUAAGAGAAAUUGAUUUUGCUGAAGAGUACACUCCUGAAGAUGACAAAGAACAUAGAAUUGCGCCAAAUCAAAAGCACCCACACAGUAAAUGGCAUGAUGAGAUUAAUAAAAAAUUAAGGCUGCUAAUAAAAUCUGAAAUUACACAAGAUAAUUUCAAGUUUCACUAUGGUUCAUAUUUGACAUCGCUAAAGGAACACUUACCGUUUCUAUUAAGAAAUCCUAAACAUUGUAGGCAGGUAGCAAAAAAAAUGAGUAGAACGCUACUUCUGUUCAGAAGUCUAUAUAGUAACACGACAGAGAUUGAUCUUUAUCAUACAAAAAUGUGCGAACUAUUAUCAAUUUUAACUACAUUGGAACUAACAUAUGCUUCUAACUUCGAUGAAUUAAAAAUUGAAAUUGUUAAAAGGUUAUGCACGAACUACGACAUUCAUCUAAGGAACUUGGAUGCAACUCAUAUAUUAACUGUGUUUUUGUAUUUAUAUUCGUAUUACAUUUCUAAUAUGAAACAAAAGAAAGGUUGGACUAUAUUUGAUCAAACAGAAAUUUUAACAAAAAUAUUCGAAAAAUAUCUGAAGAAAUUUCCAAAUAUAAAACAGACAAAGUUAAAUGAUAAGUUGUAUUGUAUGUAUAUAGCAGCAUAUAGCUUUUGGAUUAAUAUAGAAAAUGAUGUAUAUGAAAAAAACAACAUAAUAAGAUACGCAAAUCAAGUCAUAGCUCCCAAGCCAUCUUUAAGGUUAAAUAAAACAUAUUUUCAGUAUUUAGCUAAAUAUCCGCCCGAUGAGCAAAAUGUUACUAAAUUCAUUUUUGAUAGAGGGAUUAAUCGAGCUGGAUUAGUAAAGAUUUUAAUUGAAGAAGACAAUUGUAAGGAUAUCAUUAUUAACGUCGAAUGGGGGGAGACUCAACAUCCCGUAAUUGAUUUAGAUGAAGAUUUAGCAGGAAAAAGUUUUGAAAAUUUGACUUUAACUGAAGAAGUAAAAUUCAAACCAGUUGGGCAGCCAUCAGUAGUAGCUACGAUAGAUCUUACUGAUGAUAAAAUGGACGAAGAUGAUGCUCGCAACUGUCCAUGGUUAGAUAAGCUAAUAAAAUUGACUCGUCAAGCUAGAAAAUCACGUCGUUGUCAAAAUAAGAACUCAUCCAAUAUUGAAAUAAUAAAUCUUGACAGUGAUAAUGAUUACGAAGAAUACGAGGAAAACGAGGAAGACAAAGAAAAUGAAGAAAGCAAACAACAUACAGAAUCGGAAAAAGAAAACGAAAAUCAUUAUGACAAACAAAGUAGGACAGAUGAGCUCAUUACGGAGCCAAACAAACAAGCAGAAAUCUACACAGCGCAAAAUACUGAAGGCAAUGCUGAUGAAAGAGUAAAUAAUAAAACCGUUGUGCAAAAAGACUGUGUUACAUCUGAAGAAAAUGAACAUAAAAAGGAAAAGAAAAACAGUAAUGAUAAUUAUUUAGACGGAAAAAUUAGUAAAACUAAUACAAUUAACCAAGAAACUGAAACAAUUGCAAAAAUAGUAGAAGAGGAAAGGGGUCAAUCAAUAAACAGUUGUGAUGAAAAUAAAAAAGAGCAAAAUAAAUCAAAUAAGACGCCAGCUAGAGAAAAUGAAAGUCAAAUCUGUUCUGUAGAAGUUUUUCAAAAAGAUACAAUAACACAGACAACAGAGGAAGGUGUUCAAAGCAGCAGCGUUGAAGAGGGCAAAGAAAAGACGAGCGAAGACAAAGGAGAAGCAGUUUUAACACAUGCAGAUUUGGAUAAAUCAAUUUCAUCUUCAUCUAAUCAAGCAACUGAAGAUGAAAUUUUAGCCGGAUUUGUUCCAAUUUUUGAUGAAAAUUUAACUUUUGUUACGAAUUAUGUAACAAAGACUUAUUCUAAUAAGCAAACUGUUAAAAAUUUACAAAAUGAUUCGAAUAAUAUUGAAGACAGUGAAACACAUUCUGAAAUAAAUGAUAAAGAAGGAAAUAGUAAACAAAAUAAAGAAAUUUCAAAUGAAUGUAAUUAUGAAAUAACUUCUUCAACCCUGCUGAAUGACGAUUACGAAAGUGAAAACAAUAAUUUGAAGUCAGCUUGUUCGAAUAAGCAACGAAAAGUUAACCCGGAGAAAAUAGUGCAUCGGUUUAUUGCAACAAAGAAAGUAAAUUUUGCACCUUUGCCUGAGAAGCACAUACCAAAAAAACCUGUCAAAUAUUCUUCUAUAAAUCAAAUGCGCAGAAAUAGCAUAAGUAUAGAUAAAAUACAAAAUUCGUUUAUUCCCCCACCUGGCACAGAGGCUUUUAAGUUAUACGAAACACAAAAGGAUUCCUCAUUGGUAAAAGACUCCUCAAAUAAUUUGCAAACCCAAAAUAAUACGCAAAACUCAAACGAUUUGUCUCAUGUCGCUGGUUCGAUUGAAAAGUCUAUACAAACUUCAAACGUCAACAAUUUUGGUGUGUCUUCUCCAACUAAGACAAAUAUAACUUCAGAAUCCAGACCAACAGCUGAAGCAAUAUUAGCAGCAACAAUACAUAAAACAUCAGGACAUGGGGAUAUUUCAGAUGGUCAAUUUCAUUUCAAUCAGUGUAAAAGAUUGGUUGAGAAAACCGGAAACCCGAGUCAAUGUUUAAAUACAUCCAAUAUAGUGAUAAAUGACAGUGAUAAAAAUUAUGAUGAAGGCAAAGAAAACGAAGAAAGUGGACAGUUUAUAGAAUCGGAAAAACAAAACGAAAAUGAUUGUGAUAAACAAAAUAAAAUUGAUGCACUCGUACCAGAACAAAGAAAAAACAGUAAAAUUGACACAGAGCAAAAUUUUAUUUUUCGUGAGAUGACUAUUAAUAAACAGGUAAUGGACAAAAAUUUUACGCAAGAAGAAUUUUUUACAUCAAAAGAAAAUGAACAAGAAGCUCAAACAAACAAAUCUAAUAAUAAUUAUCCAGAAGUCCAAUUUAAUGAACCUAAUAUAAUACAUCAAGAAACUGAAGAUUUUGAAGAAAUAGUUGGAAAAGACAAAAAUCCAUUAAAAGGCAACAUUAAUGAAAAUUGUACAGAGCAAAAUAAAAUUAAUAAGACUUUAAAUGUAGAAUAUCAAAAUCAAUAUUCUUCUAUAGAUGCUUUUCAAAAUGACAUAAUUUCAGAGGCGAUUCAUAAAGAAAAGAAUAAAGAAAAACUCGUUUUAGCACAUGGACAUUUGGAAGAGCUACUUAUAUCUAGUCAGCACAUUGAUGUAGAAGAAGCAGAAUAUGUUCCAAUUUUUGAUGAAAAUUUGAGUUUUGUUACAAAUUAUGUAACGAAAACUUAUUCUAAAAAGCAAAUUGUUAAAAACAAUAAUAAUAAUUUAAAUAAUAUUGAAGAAAAUAGAACGCAUGCCGAAAGAAAUUAUGAAGAAGCAAACAAUGAACAAUAUACAGGAAUUUCAAAUGAAUGCAAUUAUGAAAUAACUUCUUCAACAAUACUGAAUGACGAAUACGAGACUGAAAAGAAUAAUAGGAAAUCUGCAUGUUCGUAUAAAGAAAGAGAAGUAAACAAAGAGAAACUCUUGCACUCGUCUUCUGUACCAAAGAAAGUUAAUUUUGCUCCAUUACCUGAGAAGCAUGUAUCGAAAAACCCUGUCAAAUAUACUUCCAUGAAGCGAAUGCGAAGAAAUAGCGUUUGUAUAGAUAAAGUACAAAAUUUUUUAAUUCCACCAACGAACACAGAAGCUUUUGAAUUGUAUGAAUCACGGAAUUCGAUAGCAAAAAAUGUAUCGAAUAAUUUACCAUCCUUAAAUAAUUCUCAACAACUAAGAAAUUUACACGUCGCUGGCUCGAUUGAAAAGUCCAUGCAAAUCCCUGACAAAAGGUCAACUUCACCCUUUGUUACUUUUAACGCGGCUUCUCCAACCAAGGCAAAUAUAAAUGUAGAAUCUAGACCGACGGCAGAAGCAAUGUUAGCAGCAACCAUUCAUAAAACACCAGGAAACGCUAAUAUUUCAGGUACACCAUACAUCAUUAAUCAGCACUCACCUAAUAAUUUUCUAGAAAUUGAUCGUUUUACGCAGCAACCGCGCUAUCAAUCUAAACCAAAUUUCUACGAUUAUUCUUUAACAAAAAAACCAAAUAACCCGAUGAAUUUAAAACAUGGAUAUCAUAGUGAAAAUUCAAAACCAAUGAGUGAUUUUGAUUUGUAUUUAUUAAAACUUAGAGAAAGUAAAAAAGAAGCAAAUAAACAAUUGAAAAAAGAACGAAGAAUGAUGAAAAGGGAAAAGCGUAUAGAAAAAAUGCAAAAAGAAUUGAAAAAAUCUUUUCAAAAGUCAAAAGCCAAAAGAAAAAAACUUAAUAUUAUAAACGAUAUUUUGACCUCACCAAAACAACUUCAAGUUCUCAUAAAAAGAGUUGAUACCCCAUUAACAAAGAAAGUGAACGUUAUUUCUGAAAAUGAAUCAUUAGAAAACACGUCAAGGAGAAGCUUAUAUGAUGAUUUCACGCAGAAGGAGUCUGUCGAAAACAAUUUACCCAACGAGGCUAUUGCUUUUAACCAAAAUACUGAAACAAAUAUUAAUACAGAUAGUGCAAUAAAUAAUAAAAAUGAAAAUUCGGAAUUUGAAGUAAAUAAAUCACAUCCACCUGUUACGGAAGAGAACUAUGAAUUAAAAGAAAAAGUGAUGCAAAUUAAAAAUACUUUCCAAAAUAACGGUAGUUUGUCAAAACAAAAAAUUACAGAUUCGGUUAAAAGUAAAAUUAAGAAAAGAGGACGAAAAAGGAUUCAAAAUGAAAAAGUGAAUCCAGAAGAAAUUUCAAAAAUUAAUAAUAUUAACAAAAUGUCUUUAGGAAAUGAAAAUAACUGUAAUAAUUUCAAUAUUUCAUUUGAAACCUUGCAAGAUAUAGUAGAAAAAAUAACAAAUCCAAGUGAAAAUAAUGAACUCAACAAACAUGAAGAAAAUAAAAACUUAUCUCAUCAUAAAAGAAAAUUUGUGUCUCGGCAGUUUGUGAUCAAAGUAAAAAGAUUAACUUUUUCUAAACAGAACAGUGAUAUAGUCGCAAAUAACAGUGAGGAAGUGAUAACAGUUCAUUGUACAAGUGAAAAUACAAAUUUAAGUAAUUUGAAACCUAAUGAUUCUCAGGAAAUUAAUAUUCAAAAAGAACCAGAAAUGGUCCUUUCUGAAAAUGAAAACUCUAGCCAACUAAAUCAUCAAGAAACUAAUGGUAUAAUUGAUUCUAAUAAUGAGAAUGUAACAGUCAAUACCAAUAACGACGAUAUUGUUUUGAAUUCGGGCCCAAGGACGACUGACACACCAUAUGAAAUUCAUGUAAUGAAUAAUAUAACUAAUAAUAAUGAUACAUCUAAUUUAAUUGAACACAAUGUAAACGAUUCAAAUCUUGUUUUAAACGAUAAUAACAGCAAAGAGAAUGACACUUUAGGUAAAAAUAAAGACUCCACCUCACAAGCAGCGUUUAAAUCAUCUCCAAAAAGUGAUUCAUAUUUAGUACGAAAAUGUUAUGAUAAUGAACUUGAAUCAAUAUUUAAAAUAAAAGAAAAUGAAGUUACAUCAACUCAAGAGUCAGAAGUUUCUAGCUCGUUAGACUUACAAAGUCCAAUAACAAAACGAAGAAAAAGUCGUAAGUCUUCACUUCAAGAUAAUGAAAUUCCAUAUAGCAAAGAUUUUGCUUUAGAUUGCGAUGAUACAGCUUCCAAUGCCCCUACAACAACCACAAUAAUUGAUUUCGUUAUAGCAAAUAAAAAAAAGCGAACGAAACAAAAAAAAUUUGAUACAACUAUUCCAAAUGAUUCAAUCGUCGACACAAUAGAUCAAAUAAAAUUAACAACAAACAAAAACAUUAUGGGUGUAACCAAAAAUCUUCAAUCUAAAAAUGUUAAGAAUCAUAUUAGAAAAUUAAAUAAAACUAAUGUGAAAGGGGCUAGGAGGACGUAUUCAAAAAAUAAUAUAGUUAGCACUGUUUUUGUUCCACCAGACAUUGAAGAAAUGAUUCACAAAGAUGUUGAAAUACAAGAAAUACCUAAGUUACGACUUAAAAAGUAUAGAAAUAAACAACUAUAACAUAAAAAAUGAGAAUGUAGACUUUGCUAUUUUAAAGAAAAUUAAUAGAUAAAAAUGCUAUUUUAAAAAAAAAUUAUACAUAAAAUAUUUCGUGCCAGUAAAAUAAAAUUAGUUACGUACAAUACCAUUAAAUUUUAUUAUUAUUAUUACAUGCAAGAACACAUAAUAUGUAUGUGCAUAGUAGAUAUUGCAAAAUAAUUCUAAUACUAAAUAAAUAAUUUUGUUUUUUUUUUUUUUAAUACCAGUAAAUGCAGUUUACUUACUGAAAAUUUCAUAGGAUCAUAAAUUCAAUUUUAUUUUUUUUUUAUAUCAAUGUUAAAUUUUUCAUGUAUUUCAAA
Messenger RNA from Condylostylus longicornis, 6607 nucleotides. RefSeq lists its product as uncharacterized. The record is from RefSeq and is a predicted model, not a curated record. The transcript is spliced from 12 exons. Lineage: Eukaryota; Metazoa; Arthropoda; Insecta; Diptera; Dolichopodidae. Bases 201 to 6269 code for a protein of 2022 amino acids.